UCUGCCUGCGCUACUAUUUGUAGUUGACAGUCACAGUUGACAGUCAACAUUCAACAUGGCGAUGAUGAUGAAUGGAAGGAGUUCCGCAUCAAAAAUGGAGCUAGCAAGCCCAUAUAUUCCAUCUUAUGACCCAACUACUCCAUGGCAAGCGGAACAUAGAACCGGGACCACCAUUAUGGCUGUUGAGUUUGAUGGAGGAGUUAUCAUUGGUGCUGACUCCCGAUCCACAACAGGUGUAUAUAUUGCAAACCGUGUGACUGAUAAGCUCACCAAAAUCACUGACAAUAUUUAUUGCUGCCGUUCUGGCUCAUCAGCUGACACACAAGCAGUUGCAGAUGUUGUUCGCUAUCAUGUUGGCAUGCAUAGGAUGGAGCUUGGAGAAGAACCUCGGGUUGAAGUAGCAGCAUCUCUCUUUCAAGACAUGUGCUACAAUUACAGAGAUUCUAUCACUGCUGGUAUUAUUUUAGCAGGCUGGGAUCCUUACAAGGGUGGACAGGUCUACACUAUUCCUCUUGGUGGCAUGCAAGUCCGCCAGAAGGUGGCAACAGGCGGUUCUGGAAGUACUUAUGUCUAUGGCUAUGUUGACCAACAUUUCAAACCAAAUAUGACUCAGGACGAGUGCAUGAAGUUUGUUUUGAAUGCUAUUACAUUGGCUAUGCUUCGUGAUGGUUCCAGUGGAGGUUGUGUUAGGCUUGGUGUCAUUACUAAGGAUGGCUGUGUAAAGCAUUGUGUUUUGGGAAAUGAACUUCCGAAGUUCUACAUGGGCUGAAAGUUUAAGUAUCAACAGAAGAAUCUACAUUUCAAGAAUCUUUCUGAGGUGGCAAAAUUCAUUUAUUGUUGUAAACGGAGGGGGUUUACUUUUUUUUUUAAAUUAAUAAAUUGUGUAUCAGUGACGUCUUGUGCACAAUAUCUUUUGCAUUAAAUGCCAUUUAUUACA
Molecule: messenger RNA, 937 nt
Organism: Frankliniella occidentalis (western flower thrips)
Lineage: Eukaryota; Metazoa; Arthropoda; Insecta; Thysanoptera; Thripidae
Product: proteasome subunit beta type-6
Exons: 6
Coding region: 56-769 (237 amino acids)
Cellular component (GO): proteasome core complex
Molecular function (GO): threonine-type endopeptidase activity
Source: RefSeq, a predicted model, not a curated record